Fusarium sp. VM40 is the source of this 1287-nucleotide messenger RNA. The record is from the annotation of a GenBank genome assembly. Lineage: Eukaryota; Fungi; Ascomycota; Sordariomycetes; Hypocreales; Nectriaceae.
AUGAAAGCUUUCUUGACUCGACCUAAACGGAAACCAUCUCCAGAGCUUCAACUAGAAAACGCGGAGCCAGAAGAGCCAACUGAAGUCAAGUUGGCACUAUUAUCGUCUCUGCAUCCACAGCUUGACCAAGAGGCUUUGCUUGACAUUUUACUGGCUCACGAUGGAUCCGUUUCCGAUGCAUCAGCGUCACUCAAAGUCCAAGUCCCUCUGAAGAAGGGUUCUCGAGUUAUUGGAUAUCAGCAAUCAUUAAAGCAAUACGCCUCCUCAAGUGGCUCUACCUCUUUAAAUAGUACACCUGCAAAGAAAAAGCUCAAGUCAAAAGCGGGAAGCACUCUACACCUAUACGACCCCGAAGAUGUGGCUGAGCAUACCCCAUGUACUAUCAUCCACAACUUUCUACCACCUGAAGAAGCGAAUCAGUUGCUAGUAGAGUUGCUAGAAGAAUCAAAAACAUUCGAAAAGAUCACCUUUCAGCUUUUUGAGAAUGUUGUGUCCAGCCCCCAUACGUCAAGCUUCUACGUCGAGAGCUACGACGAGAUUGAGCGCCAAAAGACCGAGUAUCACUACAAUGGUGGCAGGCUUACGGAUGUUCGGCGCAUCACUCCACAACUUGUGAAUGUGAAACCCAAGGUUCAAGAGGCUGUCAACAUGGAGAUCCAGAAACGGAUCAAGUCUCGGUAUCCUGGCGGCAAGAAAUUAAAGUAUCAAUCUCCGAACCCAUGGGUCCCGAAUUCAGCCUUUGUCAACGCCUACAUAGGUCCCCAGCAGAAUGUUGGCUGGCACUCCGACCAUCUAACAUAUCUCGGCCCUCGCGCCAUCAUUGGAUCGAUUUCCCUGGGCGUCGCUCGCGAGUUUCGUGUCAGGCGAAUAAUACCCAGGGACAACGAUACCAAAUCUGUUCAAAAUCAAGAUGCAGAGGCUCAGAUAGCGAUACACCUGCCACAUAACUCGCUGCUCGUUAUGCAUGCCGAGAUGCAAGAGGAGUGGAAGCACAGUAUUGCACCAGCAUUAUCUAUCGACCCACACCCUAUCUCAGGGACAACGCGUAUCAACAUCACAUACCGAGAUUACCGCGCCAACAUGCAUCCUCGCUAUACGCCUAGGUGUCACUGCGGACUGCCAUGUGUGUUAAGAGCUGUGACGAAGAAGAAGGACAACUUCGGCAGAUACUUCUGGAUGUGCUACGCCAACUCUCCUGGACAGGAGAACUGUGGCUUUUUUCAGUGGGGUGAAUUUGAUGAUGAUGGAAAUCCUCAGUUCAAGAAAGCUGCAGGUAUCAAGGCUUAG